Pantherophis guttatus is the source of this 7140-nucleotide messenger RNA. RefSeq names its product adhesion G protein-coupled receptor A1 (gene ADGRA1). Gene Ontology annotation, biological process: G protein-coupled receptor signaling pathway; cell surface receptor signaling pathway. Lineage: Eukaryota; Metazoa; Chordata; Lepidosauria; Squamata; Colubridae. Gene Ontology annotation, molecular function: protein binding; G protein-coupled receptor activity. The record is from RefSeq and is a predicted model, not a curated record. Gene Ontology annotation, cellular component: glutamatergic synapse; postsynaptic density; plasma membrane.
CGUGUGCGCGCCGACUAUGCCAUGAGCGGCGCUGCCGCCGCCGCCGCCUCUUACUUAGAGCCGCCAAAAACGCAGGAGAAUCGAGGCGCCGUCGCCGCCGCCGCCGCCGCCCCCUCGCCAUGCACGGGCUGUGCUACUCCCUCUGCUUGGUGGCGGCCGCUGCGGUGGGGCUUUCCAAAGGCAACAGGAAUUGCCCGGACUUGGUGGUUGACAGCUGUCUCUGCACCGCCGAGCGCUCCAAGGGACCCGGCCGGCAAACGCUCCGCAUCAAAGUUGUCUGCAGCGGAGGCGACUUGGCGGAAACUUUGCACCCCUCCUUGCUGCCCAACCGCACCGUCUCCUUAAUUCUGAGUAAUAACAAGAUCUUAUGGCUAAAGAGCAACUCUUUCAUUGGACUGAGAUCCCUAGAGAGACUAGAUUUGAAGAAUAACUUAAUUAGUAGUAUUGAACCAGGAGCCUUCUAUGGACUUUCAGAACUGAAACGUCUGGAUCUUUCCAAUAACAGAAUUGGUUGUUUAACACCUGAAAUAUUUGUGGGUCUUAAAAACCUUCAUAAAUUGAAUUUAUCAGGGAACAUUUUUUCAAGUCUCAUGAAUGGUCUUUUCUCUGAGCUUCUCGCUUUGAAGGCCUUACAUUUCUAUACUGAUUCCCUCAUUUGUGAUUGUAAUCUCAAAUGGAUCUUACACUGGGCUACAAAUUCCUCAGUGCGGAUAUCAGAGGAAACCGUGUGUGCUUUUCCAAGGAGUUUACAAGGAACAUCAUUUCGCAAUCUGAAAGAAAAUCAGUUGAUAUGUGCUGGUCCAUUGGAGUUGCCUCUUUUUGAACUGAUACCAUCACAGAAACAGGUGGUUUUUCAUGGCGACCGCUUGCCAUUUCAGUGUACAGCAACGUAUCUUGACAUUACGACACAAGUGCAUUGGUAUCAUGACGGUCACUUGGUUGAAACUGAUGAGGAAAGAGGCAUGUUUGUGGAGGAGGCCAUAAUACAUGACUGCUGUUUAGUUACACGGGAGCUUAUUUUAUCCAGUAUUGAUAUUGAUGCAACUGGAAUGUGGGAGUGCGUGGUUAGCAACUCCUAUGGAAGCAUUUCUAAGCAGGUGGAAAUUGUUGUACUAGAAACAGCUGCACCUUAUUGUCCUGCUGAGAGAAUAAUUAACAAUAAAGGAGAUUUCAGGUGGCCUAAAACUGUGGCAGGUGUAACCGCUUACCAUUCAUGUUUUCAGCAUUCCUUAAGAUCAGCCUCCUUUCUGAAUGGGGAAGAAGAGUUAAAAGCAUGGCGUAAUUGUAACCGCACAGGUUGGUGGGAUGAAGAAAACUAUUCCAAAUGUCCUUAUUCACAGGAAGUAACUCAAAUCCUUCAUGCCUUCAGUCAGAGGCAUCUAAAUGCUACCAAUGCACUUGAAUUUUCCCAUCAGCUAGCAGCUUUCACAAGAGAUGCUGCCAAAUUUGCAGAUAAAGAGGAUGUUACCUAUUUAGCUUACAUGUUGGAAAAACUAAUUCUAUAUUUGGAAGAAAUCAAAGACCAGCUUGCAGAUGCUGUCAUAGAGAUUGCCAGCAAUAUAAUGCUAGUAGAUGACCAUGUAUUAUGGAUGGCACAGAAGGACAAAAAAGCAUGUGCAAGAAUUGUGCAGUGUGUGGCAAGCAUUUCAAAUCAAAUUCUGAGGAGCAAUGCACAAGUUGUAUCAAAGGUUUCUUUUAACAUUGCUCUGGAAGCAUUUUGGAUCAAGCCAUCCGUUUUCAUGGGCAUGACUUGUAUUGCUUUCCAAAAACUACCUGCUAAUCCAGACAGGUCACUGAGUUCUGACACAAAGAGCAGAGAGACAGUCCAACCCUUGAAUUUUAAGUGCAACCCUGGAAAUCAAAGUACCUCUUUGGUGAAUUUCUCUUCCAUGAAUGCUGUGGCAAUAGCUUCAGUUCAUUUGCCACAGUCUGUCUUCUCCUCAUCUGCAGCCUGGCAAUCUGUUGAUAACUCCUCUUGCAAGCUACAGUUUAUUGCCUUUCGGAAUGGAAAACUCUUUCCCAACACCGCAAACUCGUCUCACAUUGCAGGUUAUGGGAAGCAGAGGGUCAUUGGCACACCCGUAGUCUUCAUUAAAAUAGAUGGGUGCAAUAUCGGAAACCUCACCAGUCCUCUUAUUAUAACGCUGAAGCACUUUACCCAGGGCAUAAACCCUAUUGCAGUCUUUUGGGCUUUUGACCUUCUAGAUGGACAUGGAGGCUGGUGGGGAGAAGGGUGCCACAUAAUUAGCUCUGCAGACAAUAUUACCACUUUUCAUAGUACUCACUUCGGUAACUUUGCAGUGCUAAUGGAUCAGAAGACAGUGUGGCCCCUAUCCCAAUACCCAGGGGAGUUCCUGCACCCUGUGGUUUAUGCAUGUACUGCGGUCAUGUUAUUGUGCCUCUUUGCUUCAAUUAUCACCUAUAUUGUUCAUCACGGCACAAUUCGAAUCAGCAGAAAAGGUUGGCACAUGCUUCUCAACUUCUGUUUCCAUACUGCUCUCACUUUUGCUGUUUUUGCUGGUGGAAUAAAUCGUAUAAAAUAUCCAAUUAUAUGUCAAGCGGUUGGCAUUGUACUGCAUUAUUCUACACUUUCUACAAUGCUCUGGAUUGGUGUGACAGCAAGAAAUAUUUAUAAACAAGUUACAAAAAAGCCUCAAACAGCCCAAAACAGUGAUCAGCCUUCUUAUCCCAAGCAGCCAUUGCUCAGGUUCUAUCUGAUUAGUGGAGGAGUUCCUUUUAUUAUCUGUGGAAUUACUGCAGCAACCAACAUAAAUAAUUAUGGGAUAAAAAGUUACGCUGGAGCUCAGUUUUGUUGGAUGUCAUGGGAGCCAAGUCUUGGUGCAUUUUAUGGACCGCUUGCAUUCAUUGUUCUGGUAACAUGCAUUUACUUCCUCUGCACCUAUGUGCAAUUGAGGCGUCACCCAGAACGCAAGUAUGAAUUAAAGGAAAGGAUAGAAGAUCAGCAGAGAUUGGCAAGUCCUGAACUUGGCCAUAGUCACAUGACAGACAUUGGAUCAGUUUCCCAAGCAACCUGUUCAAUGAUGUCUUCAUCCUUGUUGGAAAAUGAGCACUCCUUCAAGGCUCAACUUCGAGCUGCUGCGUUCACUUUGUUUCUGUUUACUGCCACCUGGACUUUUGGCGCCCUGGCUGUUUCUCAAGGACAUUUCUUGGAUAUGAUAUUUAGUUGCCUAUACGGAGCAUUUUGUGUAACCUUGGGGCUCUUCAUCCUCAUCCAUCACUGUGCAAAGCGAGAUGAUGUGUGGCAUUGCUGGUGGUCCUGUUGCCCUUCUCGGAGGAACACUUACUCGGUGCAGGUUAAUGUCCGUCCAAAAGUUAAUGUCAACGGUGAAAGCCAACCUCAUGCCUCAUGCCUUCAAGAAUCACCAUGCCCAAGUAAAUCUGCCAUUUUUAAUCACCCGGCCAUUAGUCACUGCAAACUCACUAAUCUACAGGCUGUUCAAAACCACGUCAACUGCCUUUCGCCAGUCACUCCGUGCUGUGCAAAAAUGCAUUGUGAUCAGCUCCUGGAAGAUGAAGCUCAUAUUCAUGUCCACAACGAAGGGACUUUCAGACCCAACAUGCACAUUCACAGAUGUUUGAAAAGUAGAACUAAACCACGAUAUUUUAGCCGACAUCGAUCUGCAGGAGAAAGGGAGUAUGCUUACCACAUCCCUUCAAGUAUUGACGGCAGCAUACACAGCUCACAUACAGACAGUCCCCAUAGUACACAUGACAGUCACUCAGGCCACAGGCGGCCAUGUUGUGCAAAAAACAGUCCCUAUCCAACCAUCACUCAGCCUGAAAGUAGUGAUGCAAGUACUGUGAUCUACAGUUGUGCUAAAGUCCCAGAAACUGAGACAGGCCCUCAUUUUGAAAUGCAUCCACGGACACAAUCCUUGCCAUUUAGCACAACCAGCCACAAUGGAAUCCUAAAGGGAAACUUGCAUGAAGCCAUGAUCUAUAGUUCAGAUAGUACAGGAAAUAUCAAAACGGGGCCGUGGAAGAAUGAAACUACUGUGUAGUUGGUAGGCCACAUUUCUCAGCUUGCAGCUCAAAGCAUCUUAGACUGCAAACCUAUACACAGCAAUUUGUGAGUCAGCCCAAUUAAAUUCGGUGGGCUUACUUCUGAGUAGACCUAGGUAGGUUUGUACUGUUGGUCUUUGUUUUUCUUCUAAACCGAAUAAGAUACUACGUGUUGGUGUGGCACAUGAGAUAACUGUAUAGGUUUUCAACCUAUUUUUUUUUUCCUUAAUAAGAAGAGGCUUUUAAAAAGCAGGAGCAGUCUCGAAAUUAUUUUUAAAAGAACGACAGAAUAAUGUUCAAGGGAGAAUGAAAAUGUAAACCUAGGAAGCAGACUGUGAGGUGUUUGUAGUACAGGUAGUCCUUAACUUAUGACCACAAUUGAGAUUGGAAUUUCUGUCAUAUGUUGAGCGGAAGCCAAUUUUACAACAAUUUUUAUGGUGGUCAUUGUGAAUCACUACAAUUGUUAAGCAAAUCACAUUACUAUACAAAUCUAUGUAUAGAUUUGUAUAGUAUCUUUAGUAUCUUUCUCCAAUGGGCCUUUUUAUUUUUUAUGCCUGAAAUCACAUAACAGCAGGAUGUGGCAACUGGUCAUAAAUGUGAGUUAGUUGCCAAGCACUCAGAUGGUGGUCACAUGAUCAUGAGGGUAAUGCAAGAGUGGUAAAUGCAAGUUGCUUUUUCCGGGCCACUAUUAAACAAAAGGUCAUAAUUCAAGGACUACCGGUAUCAUGUAAUGUGGUAUUGUUUUCUUUUUAUUUAUUUUUUAAAUCUGUAUUGGCAUCAGAUACUUUUCUACACAUAUCAGCAUCACAGCCUUUCCUUGGUUAUUUUUUGCAACAAAAACGGUCUUCUAUUAAUUUUUGAAGUCAGCAGAAAAAGAGAGGAUUUUAUAACCAGCCUAACACAGCUUUUUAGGCCUAUAAAAACGAUGCUGUCUCUAAAAGAUCUUCUGUAGCCUAUGGCGUGUAAACCCAUGUAUGUCACUGUUCUGUCUUCUUUCUCUUUGGAAGGGAAACACUAGGUAAAGUCCUACGUUAACAUCUACAGUGCUGUACGGGUUGUAUUAUUUUUCGUUGUUAAGAUUAUUGUUAUUAAUAAUAGUACUUUUAAUUUCUGCAUGACAUCUGUCAGGAUAAUGCCAUUUGUUGUUUUCUAAUGUUGCAUAUGUACAAAGGAAAAAAAAAACCCUAUUGUAAAAGGCUGUGACUAUCCAUGUUGGUAUAAAUCUAGAGCAUUUUGACUCUACGAAAAGAAAAAAAAAAGGAAAAAAACCCUUCUGCACUCCUUUAAGUGGCACAAUCCUUUCUAUGAGGUUAAAAGAUUGCUUUGAUAAGGGUGCACUCUAAUGUCUCUGCAAAGCAUGUCCCAUUGAAUGUGGCACUGUGUAUGUCUCUAGUAGCCGUCUCUCCACCACUUUCACUCUUUGGUCCAUUUGCCUUUGGGAAUUAACCUGCCAGUAGCCCUAUCAUCAUCAGUGCAGGCAAAGUAGUGCUUUCCCAUUAACUCUUUGAGGACUGCAAUUAUUCGCUCAAGAAAUAAAGUAGGACGUCAGCAGCCCGAGCUAAGCACUUUGAAAAUGCAUUGAUGUCAAUGAGAAAGACAAUUGAACCUGAGUACUAGCUUGCAUUUUUUUAAAACACUGAAACCCAAAGUGCUUAACUUUGAUUGGAUUGUUUCCUGACAAUGUUUCCAGAUUGGAGGGAGGACUUAUACGUGCAUUGUUAUGCGAUGAUCGUCAUCAUCACAGCAGUCCAGUCCAAGAGUAGCUAGUAAAAACUUGUGACCAUGACGGCCAUUCUAAGCAAACCCCCGGCCCUCACUGCUAAGGAAAUGCAUAUAUAGGACUUCACUGUAACGAAAUAUCACUUUAAGAGCAGAUGUUUAAAUUAUGCUGUAUUUGGGAUGAAAUCACUUCCUUUGUCACGCCUUUUUAAUCCAUUGCUAAAACAAAAAUGGGAUUGCCUUUAUAUUCCUAUACAUAUUUGACCCUUCACUGAUUUAUUCUGUUCGGAUCUAGUAAUCUCGAGGGCCAAAAUUACUCUCUGUUCAUGAACUUUCAGCAAAAAAAAAGUGUUUUUUUGGUAUUUUUUAGUUGGGGGGGGAGAAAAAUCUAUCUAUGAAUAUCUGAACACAUUGCACUAAUAAACAUGAAUAAGAGAAUUACUGUAUAGUUGCUGUUUAAGAUUUAAAAUAAAAGUACAGUGCAGUUUUAAACCGGUGACUUAAAAUGAAGGGAAUCAUACAACUCAAGGUGUGGUGGGGAGCGGUGAUGAAAAAUAAUCAGUCAUUCCAUGCUUAAAGAAGAAAGCCAGGGAAGGAAUCAAGAUGGUGGCAACCAACCACUCAACUGAAGCCCUGCCUCCUUUUUACAUGCAUUGUAAAAAAGGGGGACCAGCUUUGAUCGCAUAGCUGUGCCCCCCCUCUGGAUUUUUUUUUUUAACCACCUCUUUGCAGAUAUUCUUGAAUCACUCAGUAUUAUGUGGACGUUAGAAGUCAAUUGAUAAAGAUGUCACACAUUCAAUUAACCUUGACAGUUUGUUUCUUGCAGGGAAAAAACCCUUGCUUCAUAUCAAUGGGCUUCUGCUCCUGACAAUCUUAAUAGAGCUCAGUUCAUUAUCUGUAUUAUUAUCAGUACAUUCUAAAUCCAUUUAUGUUCCGUACGACUCUUUUUUCAUCACGCUGUACAUACACAAAUGAUUUUAAGUGGGAAUGCUAUAAAAAUGUGGGUCAGAUGAAUACGUUCUGCAGUCUUUGCAGGUGGGGACGAAGUACUCAAAGGGUUAAUGCUCAGUAUCUGAGUGCAAGGAAUUAACUUUUUCUUUUUGGUAUUUUUAUAAAAUUCAAACACACACACCUAUAUGUGUAUAUAUAUAACUAUAUAUAUUGUAAAUUGUAGCAAAUAAUGUAUUCAUUGUAUGUUUACACACGCUCUUAUGUGUGUCUUUCAAAAGUGAACACAGCAGAAUACACUAAAUGGGUGUUGAGAUAUGAACAGAAUUUCAUCUUUUCAUGAUUGCUUCUUUCAGACGAUAAAAAAUUCCCGAGCUUUAUUAUGUAUCUGCUGUAUAUGCUUGAACUGUCUCAGAAACUAAAAUACAGUAUUUUGCGUUGUGAGUAUAA